Messenger RNA from Talaromyces proteolyticus, 1578 nucleotides. Its product is annotated as putative arginine transporter. Lineage: Eukaryota; Fungi; Ascomycota; Eurotiomycetes; Eurotiales; Trichocomaceae. Gene Ontology annotation, biological process: amino acid transmembrane transport. Gene Ontology annotation, molecular function: amino acid transmembrane transporter activity. Gene Ontology annotation, cellular component: membrane. The coding region runs from base 1 to 1578 and encodes 525 amino acids. The transcript has 2 exons. The record is from RefSeq and is a predicted model, not a curated record.
AUGGCUGAUGUCGAGAAACAUGGCGCAACGCCCCAGUCUCUGCCUUUGCCCGAUCUUAAGCGCAAGCUGAAGAGUAGGCACUUGCAGAUGAUCGCCAUAGGUGGUACCAUCGGAACUGGUCUCUUCAUCGGUAGCGGUAGCGCACUCGCAAAGUCUGGACCCGCUGGAGCGCUCAUUGCUUAUAUCUUUGUUGGAACAAUUGUUUACUCAGUUAUGACCUCCCUCGGAGAAAUGGCGACCUACAUUCCUAUUGCCGGUGCUUUCACAUCUUAUGCUUCACGGUUCGUUGACCCUAGUUUGGGUUUCGCCAUGGGUUGGAUCUACUGGUUUUCCUGGGCAAUCACGUACGCACUGGAACUCACGGCGACGGGUUUGAUCAUUCAGUACUGGGAUAGUUCACUUUCGAUUGCCAUUUUCAUUGCCAUUUUCUGGGUUGUUAUUACUGCCUUGAACUUGCUUCCAGUCAACUUUUAUGGCGAGCUUGAGUUCUGGCUUUCGACAGUCAAGAUCGUCACGAUCGUAGGAUUUAUGAUCUUUGCCAUCUGUAUCGAUGCUGGUGCGGGGCACAGGCCAUAUCUCGGUUUCCACACAUGGGGUAACCCUGGUGCGUUUGCCGCAUAUCCAGACCUGGCCGACAUUGGAGUUACAGGCCCAAAGGCCAAGUUUGUUGGUUUCUGGGCAGUGCUCAUCCAGGCCGGAUUCUCGUAUCAGGGUACAGAGUUGGUUGGUGUCGCUGCUGGCGAGACUGAGAAUCCCCGCAAGACGGUGCCGUCGGCUAUUCGCAAGACUUUCUACCGUAUCUUGUUCUUCUUCGUCAUGACUGUCUUCUUCAUUGGCCUGCUGGUUCCAUACACCAACGAAAAUCUCCUGUCCGGUAACACCGAUGCAUCGGCUUCACCUUUUGUUAUCGCCGCCAAUCUCGCUGGAGUCAAGGUUCUACCCUCGAUCAUCAACGCGGUCUUGUUGACCGUGGUGCUCUCCGCUGCGAACUCCAACGUCUACAGUGGAAGCCGUAUUCUCAUCGGCCUAGCCCAGGAAAGCCUUGCGCCCAGAAUCUUCAAGACCACAUCCCAAGGCGGUGUGCCGUACUACGGUGUCGCCCUGACGUCUGCCAUCGGUCUUUUGGCAUUUAUGAACCUGUCCAACAACGGUGGCACCGUGUUCAACUGGUUCAUGAACAUCUCCAGUGUUGCCGGCUUCAUCAGCUGGGCGACAUUGAACGGCUGCCACAUUGCGUUCAUGCGGGCCCUGAAGGCGCGCGACAUCUCUCGGGACCUGCUGCCGUACAAAGCCAUGUGGCAACCCUGGUUUGCCUGGUACGGGCUGUUCUGGAACGUCUUCAUCAUCUUCACGCAGGGAUUCACGGCAUGGAUUCCCAGCUUCGACGUCUCGAGCUUCUUCGUCGCCUACAUCAGUCUGAUUCUGUUCGCCGUGCUAUACAUAGGACACAAACUGGUCUUCCGCACCAAGUUCGUGCGCCCGAUUGACGCAGAUCUCGACACGGGGCGUGUUGAGCUUGAAAACGAGAGCUGGGAGACGGACGAGCCGACUUCCCUCUGGCAGAGGCUAUUUCUUUGA